UUCAAGAGAGUAAUGGAGUAACCACACGCGCAUAUCGCUGAAGCAUCAUCUGGAGGGGACGCGACAUCGAUGGUAGGGAGAACGAACCUAUAAAGAGAAGCGGCGCAAACUGACGCUAGAGCGGUGUGUGUGUACGCGGUUGGUGAAUAGGUAGUGAACACGGAGCGGGAUACAGCCACGAUAAACUAGAGAGAGCGCACGUAAGGUUGGUGUAGAAGCAACUAUAAACAGGAGAGGGGGAGCCGCCAAAAGGGUACCCAUAAUUCGCCGGACCGCCCCUUGGUUAAAUCAGUUUCGUUCCUAGUUCGCGGUGUUCAACAUCAGCCGGAGGAGAGAAAGACAAUAGUGGUGUGUGCGCGUUUUUUAUUUACAUACUCGCCUCCGGUUGGUCUCCCGUAAACUUUCGUUACGUGACUUACGCGAGAGGAGGGGGGGAGGUGGUGCGCGCGUUUUGAAACAAUUCAUUGAUCUUUACACCGAGCGCGUCGCGCGUGGUUUCGUACGUUUGUACGUCGCGCCUCUGAGGCGACACGCGACGUAUGUCGUCGCGCGCGCGAGAGAAAGAGAAAAAGGGAGAAAGGGGAGCUCUGCAGUGCCGAACGCGCCUAAUAGUAGGCGAGAAGAUGAAGAGGAACGCAGUGCUUUAUCCGUAGAUUCGCGUCACUUUACCAUUCAGUCUAUCACUCAGUUGGUGUCAGUUCUUAAUUACACACAAUUUGCUUCUCGGAACCUCGUCAGCCAGUUUUCACGUAUCAUUCGAACUCUAAAGCGGCGAGGAAUCUCUUUUUACUUUCAUUUCCUAGUGGAAUUACAAAGGAUGAAGUGAAGGAAAAAAGAGAGUGUGCAUCAGGAUGAAGUAAUGUGAAGACGGAAAAAGUAAAAAGAAGAAAAUAAAAGUAAAAAAACGGAUAAAGAAUAGAAUAAAGUGCUUCUAUUGUUAGUAUCACAAAAAAACGAAAGAAUAUUGCACGGUAAACAAUGGAUGCCGAAAUAAUGCCUCCACCGUGACGCGGUAGCAUUGGUGCAUUGCAACGUUGUAUGACUGAAUCAUACAAUACUAUUGUAUUAGAGCUGAAGGACAAAGAGUGCAAGUACCUUGAUAUGCGUGAAAAAGGGACACACCCCAACAUCUCCGAAGAAAAGUUAGAUAUCAAGAGAAAAAGAGAGAACAAGGGGAUAUACUUUCUACGAAAACAAUGACGGAUGGUCGCCACUUCAUCAGGUCUGACCAAUCGUGGCCUAUCGUAUUCAACGGAAACGAGUCAAUUGCAAGACAGGCGAGGGUGUUUGAGGGUGGAGUGCCGAGGAGUGAACACGAUAGCACCGCGGGUCGUGAGUCCUAAGGGGACGGACGCCAUGGCGGCCUCUUCGUCCUCAUCGAGCGGCGGCGAGCAGCAGUACUCGCUUAGGUGGAACGACUUCCACUUGAGCAUUCUCAACUCAUUCCGGAGUCUGAGAGACCACCAAGACUUCGUCGACGUCACGCUUGCCUGCGACAGCCGCACCUUCACCGCGCACAAAGUCGUUCUUUCGGCAUGCAGUCCAUACUUUCGCGACUUGCUCAAGGCAAAUCCAUGUCAGCAUCCGAUUGUAAUCUUGAGGGACGUAGCAUCUUCGGACAUGGAGUCCUUGCUGCGCUUCAUGUAUAACGGAGAAGUGCACGUGGGUCAGGAGCAGCUGCCUGCCUUCUUGAAGACAGCGCAGAUGCUUCAGGUACGGGGAUUGGCGGACGUUAACAGCGGUGCUUCCAAUGCGAAAAUUCCACCGCCGUCGACGUCGGCCGGCAACAACGGUAGCGCGCCUGCAACACCACGUAAUCCUUGGCAGGACAAUGGCAGAGGAGACCUUAAUGAAAGUGAUAUGAGCCCUCCGGAAAAGCGACCGAGAAGUUGCAGCCCGCCAUUGGGCAACCACGUCGAACAGAAAUCGGAUCUGCAAGAAUCCUUGUUGGGUCAGGCUCUAGAAGGUGGACCCACGAUACAUACGAUACCCACGAAUAAUGUACAGUCGACUGGGGAGGAUUCGAAUUCUAUGUCGGAAAAUGAGGAGGACAUAUCGAAUAACGGCAGCAUCCUGAACACGGUGAAGACUGAACCGAGUGAUAUUCUAAACGACUCUAUGGAACAUCAUCGCAACAAUUUUCCUGCGGCAUUAUUGGGCCUUCAAGGGAUGGGCUUGCCAGGACCGUCAGGUAUGCACCAGGUGGCAAAUCAGGAUCCUAAUUAUGUCAGUCGACGAGGUGGUGUGGACCUGAUACGAGUACGUGCCACGGAUCCUAGACCUUGUCCGAAAUGCGGAAAGAUGUAUCGCUCGGCACACACGUUGCGGACUCAUUUGGAAGACAAGCACACGGUCUGUCCGGGUUAUCGGUGCGUCCUAUGCGGUACAGUAGCAAAAUCUCGGAAUUCCCUGCACUCACACAUGUCGAGGCAACAUCGUGGCAUCAGCACGAAGGAUCUUCCAGUCUUGCAGAUGCCUAGUCAGUUCGAUCCCGAAUUGGCGUCCCGGCUGCUGGCGAAGGCUGGGGUCAAGGUGAGUCCGGCUGAGCUCCGUGCCCGGGCCAGUCCUACGGCGCCGAGAAGAAGUGACAUGAGACUGGAACUACCUCGCGGAGGCGCUCCAUCCGAGGCUGGCAGCAGCAUCUGCGGCGGCGAUGACCCCGAAGAUCUCACUUUACCUCUCGCCUUCAAGCUCAACAGUCCGCCAAUAAAACCCAACUCUAUUGCCAGUGUGAUUACCAGGGUAAGCGGUGGCAGUAACAGUAACAGCAACGGGAAGAAUUCAACAACGACGGCGGCGAUCGCCGCCAAAUCUCUCGAUACGAUGCACGAUAGUCGCGAGCCCAACAUGGCGCCAUUGCAUUCGUCCAGUCAACAUACGGGCCAUAAUACUAGCGCGAUUGCUGGCUCGGCGCUUUUAAAUACUUAUUUACAGCUUAUCGCGGAAAGCUCGGAUCUAUCGUCAAUAGGAUUGAUUCCUACAGAGCAUGCGAUCCGUAUGAGUCGCAUGGCAAAAGAGCUCGGCUCCGCCAAGGCGCAGAUGAGCGUCAUAGAGGAGCACGGCGGUCGCAGCCUAGAAGAUCCCUAUCCUACAAUUGGUAGAGAGGAACGAGGAUCUGGAAUUAUUCACGAGGAUAGAGACGAGACGAUGCAUGAUAGACAUGCCGGGCUCGCGGACGAGGGAGUGAUGUCGGGAGGAGAGGACGAGGAGGAAGACGAGGAGUACAGCGAGAACGAGGAACCGGAAGUAAUCAAAUCUGAAUAGUUUCUCGUUAUCCGUUAUAACCAUGGUAUAACUCAGGGCAAUAUCGGGGAUAUUACAAGUCGUUCGAGAUGACUGUUCAGCCACGGCAGCGUGAACUGCCUGAACGCGAUCUCGUUGCUGAGAAGAAGGGAAGUAGAAACGCGCGAUAAAAGAUCAUUCAUCGAAUUCGAUCGAUGUUUUGUUUCUGUUUGUUAUUAUCGCGUGGAGAGAAUCGCAAAAGUGUUUGCUUAUAUCGGAUGCUUUUGCAGAAUAACUGAAAAAGGAAGCAUCUCGGUCAUUUUGACGUCGAUUUUAUAGACGACGCGUGAACGAGGUUGCUAAUCGUAUCCGAUUAGAAUCAUAAAGGCAAAUACACGCAUAUGUACAUGUAUACAUAUGCACGCCGUUUAUGUGCAAACAUACAUACAUACACAUACAUAUAUAUCCCACAAAUAUUCCAACCAUCUACCUCAACGCAUAUGAUAGGACGAUAGAUGAUAGAGCAGGCAAAGAUGAAUCUCAGUAGAAAGAAAGGAUAUGAAGUAGGAUCCAUGCUAAACGACAAUUGGAGGCAAGCUUUGAUGCCAUGCUUACAAUUUAAAUAUCGAAAUUGACGACGAAGCAACUGAUUUGCUAUUAAUGCUGAAUUAUGCUGAUUUUCAGAAUGUUCAACUGGUUUAAAGUCUUUGGUUUCUGAAGCGUUAAGAACCAGAAGCGUUAAAUGUUGUCUUCGUUCUUAUGCGGAAUUAUUAUUGAACAAAUAUGCAAUUUUUUUAAUUAAUGCGUGCACGAUUUAAUAUGUUCUGAAAAAACCACUGGUCUUUUACAAAGUUCAACUCAUAUGGCCCGUAAUAUUAUUAGGAACAAAAUAUGAUUAUUAAUAUUAAUAUUUAGCGCAGAUUGCGAUUUCAAUUCAUCUUAAAAAAUGCGACAAAGAAAGUGCGGUUUAAAAAUCAGGUUAUAAACAGUUUUAACAUAUAUGGAUAAACCCUUGGAAUUUAUAAGAGAUUUAGAAUAAGAAAUUAUAAUAAUUAGAAGGUCAUUUUGCAAAUUGGAAAAAAUCUAUAUAAAUCCACGACAAACACGUUGCCGGAUAAAACUGAAUAAUACAAUAUUAAAUAUAAUAUUAUUAUUAAUAAGUUUACUACAUAUAAUAGUUCAAACCUCAUGUGACAUCAGUUGAUGGCAGAUUUUUGAGUUUAUUCAACGACAGAAAUUUAAAUAUCAAAAUAUAUCAAGGCUAUAAUAAUUUAUAAUUAAAAAAUAAUAUGCUAAUCAAUCAGAUUUUUUUCAAAUUUGUGCAUUUAAUACGAUACAUUACAUAAUAGUAAACAUGCUCAGAAAUUUUUUUAUUUUAUUCUCGAUUAUUGAUUUAUAAUUUCUAAAUUAUCUUGAUAUGUAGUAUAUCCCAUAUACAGAGUAUCCCAAACACAUUCGGCCAAACGUUAACACUAUAUUCUACACAUAGAUAAAAACAAAGAAAAGAAAUUAAAUAAACAUAGGUCCUAAAA
Formica exsecta is the source of this 4754-nucleotide messenger RNA. RefSeq names its product protein abrupt-like. NCBI's taxonomy places the organism in Eukaryota, Metazoa, Arthropoda, Insecta, Hymenoptera, Formicidae. Gene Ontology annotation, cellular component: nucleus. The transcript is spliced from 9 exons. Gene Ontology annotation, molecular function: protein binding. Gene Ontology annotation, biological process: regulation of transcription by RNA polymerase II. Bases 1204 to 3264 code for a protein of 686 amino acids. The record is from RefSeq and is a predicted model, not a curated record.